This is a messenger RNA of Entamoeba nuttalli P19, 603 nucleotides long. RefSeq lists its product as hypothetical. The coding region runs from base 1 to 603 and encodes 200 amino acids. NCBI's taxonomy places the organism in Eukaryota, Evosea, Mastigamoebida, Endamoebidae. The transcript has a single exon. The record is from RefSeq and is a predicted model, not a curated record.
AUGGUGUAUCAAGAAAUAUGUAAAUAUUUUGAACAAAUUUCUUAUCAUUUUAAAUAUGAAAAUGGACCAAUUACACAAGUUAGAAUUCAAUUAGUACAUUUAUUACUUUCAUUAACAUUAUCUAAUUAUUCAUAUAUAUAUAAUCUUAUUAUUAAAUAUAAAUUAAUGAAUAUAUUACUUGAUAUAUUUUUUAAUUUUAAUCAUAACUGUACUAUAUUCAGACAAAUAGCAUUUGAUAUUAUUAGUUUUAUUAUUAAUCAAUCAGUUGAACCUUUAAAAUCUACAUUACUUGAAAUUGGUUUAUUAAAACGACUUGUUGAAGAAGACAAAAAAUCUAUUCAAUUUAAAAAUCAAUUUAAUUAUUAUCCAGAUCACCAUUCAUUAACAAUUAUUUUAAUGAGUAAUAUUCAUCUUGUUGCAGAAGAUGACCCAAGUGAUGAAACUCAUAAUGAUUUAUUUAUGAGCCAAUUUGAAGAGUAUUAUAAUAAACAUAUUUUACCUAGAGAAACUAUUUUAACAAAUCAUUAUCUUUGUGAAAUAAUACCAGGAGAUUCUAAAGAAAAUGAAGGAUAUAUUUUUGAUUUUUUUGACGAUGAAAUGUAA